Leptinotarsa decemlineata (Colorado potato beetle) is the source of this 2158-nucleotide messenger RNA. RefSeq lists its product as uncharacterized. NCBI's taxonomy places the organism in Eukaryota, Metazoa, Arthropoda, Insecta, Coleoptera, Chrysomelidae. Gene Ontology annotation, molecular function: protein binding. The record is from RefSeq and is a predicted model, not a curated record. Gene Ontology annotation, cellular component: extracellular matrix.
AAGGUUAUGGCGUAGUAUCCUUUACUCACUCUUGGUGGAAGUGUUCGAAAUGUUGUCCUGCGGUCAGUAUAUCCAAUGUAUUGCUUUAGUAUUGAGUCUGUUAGUUGACUUCGCUCACACGGGUUGUAUCACAAAGGUUCUAAAAGCGGAAUGUACUUCAGUAACGCAGUUGUCUGCAGAGUAUUUCGAUAGAUAUCUUGACAAUUAUCGAAAUAUACGCGAACUAUAUAUAGCGCAUAAUAACUUGGAGUUACUCAUUUACAUCUCAGCGUUCAAAAAUACUCCUAACUUAGAACGACUCGUAAUAUAUAGCAGCCGCAUCCGAAAAGUAUUUAACGGCACCUUCGAUGGAUUACCGCUGAAAACUAUCCUCAUGAACAACAAUAGUAUAGAAGAAGUUUAUCCUGGAGCAUUCCACAAUUUGUAUCUACUCGAAAAUUUGUCUCUGGCUUAUAACAAGUUGAAAACCAUUCCAAAAGGCAUAUUCAAGGACCUCCCAAAAUUGGAUUUUCUCCGAUUCUCAGAGAAUGAAAUAUCCUCUAUUGACGAUUCAGCUCUGGAAAAUCUACCACUAUUGGAGAAUUUACAACUGAAUUAUAAUAAAUUGCAAACGAUUGUGAUACAUAAAGUUGUAAGUCAUCCACAGAACUUGAAAUACCUUUUUCUAGAUAGCAACUACUUGUCUAGCAUAACCAAAUACAUGUUGCGAAAACUGACCAGUUUGGAAGAUCUGGAUUGCUCGUACAAUAGGAUUUCAAUAAUUGAAGCUGGUGCUUUUGAACAAACUCCAAAAUUGAAAAAUUUGAACCUACAUCACAACAUCUUGAAAGAAGUAGAUGGGACGAUUUUUCCAAAAAGGGGUUUGGUCAACCUAAAGUGGCUGGAAUUGGACAAUAAUGAACUGAUGUCUUUAUCGUCGAAUUUCUUGUCCAAAUUUCCUUCGUUGGAAAGUAUUUCCCUGUAUGAAAAUCCAUGGAAGUGCGCUUGUUUGAGUGCUAUAAGAAGAGUGUUAUUCGAUAAUGAAAUCAAAGAAAAGUGUGAAGAGGUGUAUUCAAAUGGAGAAAGAGCUGUGUGUGUUACAAAUGUUUCAAUAAAUGAAUGCAGUUAUGAAUACGAUGAUGGAUUGAAGAAAAUUUUUAUGGAUUAUAAGACUAACAAUAAGAUAUACAUAAGUCGUGUCGAUUGUAGUUUCAGAAAAUCCAUUUAAAACAGCUGAUGAUUAGUCGAUUGUUUCAUUAAAUUUUGUUUUCUGAUACCGCAUUCACCAGACGAUCAGAAAUUCUUGGGAAUGACGCUUUAUAAAUAUCAUGAAGUUACUAACAAUAUUCACAAUAGCAUCGAUGUGUGAUGUUUCCAUAUUUUUCAAUAUGAAAAAAAUAAAAAGUUCUAUCAUCAAACCUACCCAGGUUUAUGUGGGAUGGAUCUUUAUAAUUAUAUUUCUCUAUGAUAUCAAAAUGAAAGAAAUUUGACUUGACGGAAUUGUACGAAAUCUGUUUUUAUCCAUCGAAAAAAACGAAAUUUGUGAAGAAAUUGAACAUUUCUCCAGGUUUAUUCGUUUCGUAUAUCUCAUUCCAAAUAUCGACUUUUACAUUUCCAAAUUACUGUUUGUUUCAUUGAACAGUCUGCAGCAUCAAACAUCAGAUUUCGAAUCCCCAUGGAAAAAUUAUCAAGAAGGACUUGAUCAAAUCCAGCUUGAGGAAGUAAUUGUAUAGCGGAAUAUGUGUCGCGGUUUUGUAAACCUUUUAUAGUGGAAAGAAAAAUGAAUCUAAUUAGUAAGUUUCGAUAUGGAUUUUGAUCAAGUCUCUGACAAUUCCAUUCAAUAUUUUCCAAUGAGAAACUAUGAAACUACUAUAUAUGUUCUUCAUAUAGUUAUGUUGUUUUUGUAUAGUGUGUUUUACCACAUGAAUUUCUAUAAUGCUGUUGAUAUGUUCUGUAACCAACAGGGUUUUGGUAUCAAAUGAUCACUUCUGGUUUCAGUUACCUUUGAUUGAUAAAGUCUAGGUCUACCAGCUAAAAAAAUACAUAAAUUGUAAUGGUGAACUUUGAAAACGUGUAGAAAUGGCAAACUAUUUAGUUCACUUCGAUAGAUAACUGUGUAAGUCAAAAGUAGUGUUCACAAAGAAAAAUGUACUAUUCAUAAUUAUAACUUCUAAAAUGA